Messenger RNA from Cryptomeria japonica (Japanese cedar), 1097 nucleotides. RefSeq names its product photosystem II D1 precursor processing protein PSB27-H2, chloroplastic. NCBI's taxonomy places the organism in Eukaryota, Viridiplantae, Streptophyta, Pinopsida, Cupressales, Cupressaceae. The record is from RefSeq and is a predicted model, not a curated record. Gene Ontology annotation, biological process: photosystem II repair; photosystem II assembly. Bases 100 to 729 code for a protein of 209 amino acids. Gene Ontology annotation, cellular component: photosystem II; chloroplast thylakoid lumen. The transcript is spliced from 3 exons.
CUCAAUGAAAUCAUCUGAAACAUUUUUUAUCGUAAUUUCGAAAAACAGGAAAACCUUUCGUUGCAGAUAAGGGGCGAUGACAAGCUUAAAGCUCUCACCAUGUUACAAGGCUGUGGCGGAGCUCGAACCCGCGACCUCAUUCAGGCAAAAUCAACCCUCAUCUCAGUAGCAGGGAAACUGCAAUUUUCAUGGAGAAUUCGCACUCUUCCCUGCCAUUCUUUAAAACACAAGAGGCGCCUGCUAAUUUUUGUGGGCACUACUUUGGGAGGCUCUCUUCUUCCACUAAAUUUUCUUCACGCUGAAGAAGGAAAGGAAAAUACUUCUGCCGAGAAGAAGAGUGAUAAUGACGAUGACGAGGGUUUGGUGGGAGGAUUAUUAACGCUGUUCGACCCCAACGAGAAGACCAAGUCUGGAAGAGUUCUUCCGAAGAGCUAUUUGAAAAGUGCGAGAGAAGUUGUGAAGAACUUGCGGGAGUCGUUGAAGGAAGAUGUCAAGGACACCGCUAAGUUUAGAAGAACAGCGGAUUCUGCAAAAGAAGCGAUCAGGGAUUUCAUGCAGAAUUGGACGGGCCAGAAAGCUGUGGCGUCUGAGGAUUCAUAUACAGCACUUGUAAGUGCAAUUAGAGUUCUUGCAAACUUCUACUCUAAGAAAGGUCCAACAGCUGCCAUGCCAGAAGAUAUUAAGACAAAGGUUAUGGAUGAUUUGAACUCAGCAGAAGCUGCUCUUUGAUAUUCCAUCGAUAGUUUUUGUAGUAUGAUCAGUAAAUUGAAAUCUUUUGAAUGAUAUAUGGUAAACUUUUCAUAAAUUGUUGUGUUUUUAAGAUUCUAGUUGAGCAUAGUCUCUUAAUGAAAACAUGCUGUAUACCCUCUUAUAUAUAUUGAUACAUAAAAGCAGGUUAUUGUUUUGAAAUCAUAUUGAUUUGUAGGAAGAGCACAUGGUGCUCUAGUGUAAGAUAAUGCAGUCUGGUCUUUGUAUUGUCUGGACUUAUUUUUCUGUAUAAGUCAGAGCAACAAGACCUUUUGACAAUAAUUGACUCAGUUUCUUGUUCGCUGCCUAAGCUUCUAAAAUAACUGAAAGUGCCCAUACUUUUGAAGUGA